Messenger RNA from Parnassius apollo (apollo), 372 nucleotides. Lineage: Eukaryota; Metazoa; Arthropoda; Insecta; Lepidoptera; Papilionidae. The record is from the annotation of a GenBank genome assembly.
AUGGUGAAAGAAAAAUGUAAGAAAAAUGAAGAUGAGUUGGAAAGGAGAAGGAUUGCAAGAAGGGAAAAAUAUAAAAGAAUAAAAAGCGAUCCCGAAAAAUAUGCCGUUGAAAGGGCUAAAAAAAAGGAGGCUUACUUAAAAAGGAAAAGAGAGAAGAAAGUAAAAAAUAUCAACCAAAUGUCUCCAAGGGCACAAAGAGCACAAAGAAAGCGUUGGAGAGAAAAUUCGAAGCGAUACCUGGAGAAGAAAGCACAAGAACGGAAGAUACAAGAAGUAACCAUUUCCCAAGUGCUCGAAGCUCACACAAAAAUAAAUGAUAAAGAGUUCUCCGAUCCUUUGUAUGAGGAAAAUGUAAAAAAAAGAGAUAAAUAA